This is a messenger RNA of Hibiscus syriacus, 545 nucleotides long. Its product is annotated as cytochrome c-like. The coding region runs from base 75 to 413 and encodes 112 amino acids. The transcript is spliced from 3 exons. Gene Ontology annotation, cellular component: mitochondrial intermembrane space. Gene Ontology annotation, molecular function: heme binding; electron transfer activity. NCBI's taxonomy places the organism in Eukaryota, Viridiplantae, Streptophyta, Magnoliopsida, Malvales, Malvaceae. The record is from RefSeq and is a predicted model, not a curated record. Gene Ontology annotation, biological process: mitochondrial electron transport, cytochrome c to oxygen; mitochondrial electron transport, ubiquinol to cytochrome c.
UCUUUCUACCUUCGGUACACCAAACAAAGCAGGGCCAUCGACGAACAAAAUCAAAGCUUUGAAAUCAAAAAGCAAUGGCCACAUUCGAACAAGCGCCGCCUGGAGACUCGAAAGCCGGGGAGAAGAUCUUCAAGACCAAGUGCGCUCAGUGCCACACCGUCGAUAAAGGCGCUGGUCACAAGCAAGGACCAAAUUUGAACGGGCUUUUCGGGAGGCAGUCCGGCACAACUCCGGGAUACUCCUACUCUGCUGCUAACAAAAAUAUGGCUGUGAUUUGGGAAGAAAAGACAUUAUAUGACUACUUGCUUAAUCCUAAGAAGUAUAUUCCCGGGACGAAGAUGGUUUUCCCUGGAUUGAAGAAGCCUCAGGAUCGUGCCGGCCUCAUUGCGUAUCUGAAGGAGUCGACUGCCUGAUUAAUCUCCGAUUUGUUAGUAUAGUCUAUUUCGGAACUGAAACGAAAUGAAGAAUUUUGAGCAAUGAUGUAUUUUUCUUACAGGAAAAACAAAAAAGUAAGGCAUCUUAAAAUAAAGAAAACGUUAGCAACA